CCUACUUCAUUAGAAAGCACUUCCUUUCUGAAUGUUCGGCCAUGUUUUGAAGCGCAUUUUUCUUUCAGAAAUAGCUGUAUUUCUACUUGUGCCUUUAAACGAAAGUGUUUGUAUACAUUUGCACAGUGGUUGUCACUUAAGAACUAACGACAAAAUUGGUAUACAGCAAAGACAGCAUGAUACGUACGCAAUUUUACUAGGCAGCAGUAUACAAAUUGCAAAUACGUAAACGCAGCAGGGAAUAAUUUGUAGGUUCGGUCCAUAUUCCCAUAAUCAACUCGUCCAGCAAACGUACGAGUAAAAUGAGGAAGAAGCAGAAUGUCAGGAACAGAAGAUCUGAGGAGGCUCCUGUGGUUCAAGAAUUUGUUGUGGAGAAGAUCAUAGAAAGGCGUGUUGUAGAGGGGAAAGUUGAAUUCUACCUGAAGUGGAAGGGAUUUACAGAUGCUGAUAAUACUUGGGAGCCUGAAGAAAAUCUGGACUGCCCAGAGCUCAUUGAAGAAUUCUUGAAAACCCUGAACAUCUCGCCGGAGAUAGACAAGGCCAGUAACCAACAACUGGUGGAGGAGAAUGAAGUGGAAGAAAGCAGUAAGGAGUGCCAGGCAGAUGAAUCCCAGGAGGCCAAUGAGAGUGAGGAGGCCGACCAGCCAACAGGGUUUGCCAGUGGAUUUGAACCAGAGCGCAUCAUUGGAUCGACAGACAGCAGAGGGGAGUUAAUGUUCCUGAUGAAAUGGAAGGACUCAGAGGAGGUAGAGUUAGUGCCAGCCAGAGAAGCCAGUGUAAAAUGUCCUCAAGUUGUAAUUGCUUUCUACGAGGAUAAACUUACUUGGCAUUCAUGCCCUGAAGAUGAACAACAAUAGAACCCUCCUUCUUGGCAGCACUGAAAGGUUUCACAGGAGAACAUUGCUUGAUAUAUUCAAAAUGAGGGCAGCUCUACUACUUUGACAAGUGCUCUAUGGUAGUGGUACUCAACUCUGGUCUCAAGAUCAAUUCCAGGCCUGGUCUUUAUUCCAACCUCUUAGCAGCUUCAAUUAACUACAUUAGAACCUGCUGGGAGUAAAAGCCUGGACUGGAUUCGGUCUUGAGGGCCACUGCUCUAUGGGAUAUUUGACCUUGUUUAAUAAUGAAAACAUGUAUUUAUUUAUUCCAUUAGGAUCCUUUACAUUAAGUAGCUGUCUCCUUGGCUGAUGCAUUUCCCUUACUUAAUAUGUAUCUUACUACAUCAGAGGUAUUACUUGUCUAAAUAUUGCGUUAUAUUAAUGAUGAUGACAUUUUCUGUUAGUCACAAUUAGUAUUCUUUAGUACUGUCCUGCAUUAUCUCCAUUUUUGUUACCUUAUUGUAAAAAAACAAAAAGUUCCUGUAAAUUUACCAGUGAGGUUCAUCACAAGAAAUAUUAGUUAAAUGUAAUAUUUUGUACCUAAUUAGUAAUCACAUUUUACAUUGUGAAUUUUUAUUUAUUUAUUUUUUAAUUAUUAUUCAACACUAAAAAAGAAACCUCAGCUACAUAGGGUCUAAAUCUGUUGCCCAAAACUAGACAGUUCUGUGCUUGACUAAAAACAUUAAAUACAUAACAUUUCCCAAGUUGUGCAUAAUGAUAGUUCGUCUCUUGCAGUCUUUAAAUGUCUGUGAUUUUACCUUGUUGUAUGAAAUAUCUGGAAAACUACAUUUUUUUUUUUUUUUUUAAAUAAAGAAUAUGCUUCAAAAGGCCAGAUGCUCAAUAUGUUCUAUUGUCCAAUUCUCCCCCUGGAAAUAGUUUUAUAUGAAACAGAAUAUAUAUCCUACUUCUUUAAAAUAAUUAUGUACUGUAUGAAGCAAUUAUUAACACCUGUGUAAGAUUUUAAAGCUUUAUAUUAAAUUGUAAUAAUUUCUGUGUACUACUUUGGAUGGCAGGGCGACAGGAGAUCAUUGAUGUUCUCUGCCUGUUUGUCUAGAAGAGACAGGGUGAGAUUGGGCUCUUUUGUAGUUCAAAGUGCCCUUUUGUUUUGUAAGUGCUGUUAAACAUAGCUGCUACCUGACAGAGACCGGUUCUCAUAAGAUAAGGUUUCGAGUUGGGCUGAUGGAAGGAAGGGGAGGGUUAGCUGUUAUUGUGUAUAUUAACUCUGUACAGCUGCAUGUCUGGACUCAGUCAACAUUUGUUCCUCAAGAUAGCAUGCUGCACUUCAGUAAAAGUAACAUAGACCCUGUUCACACUACCCAGGGCCACCUCAGGUCUGCCGCAUAUUUAGGACUGCAACCCUGUUCGCAUUUGUGGUCAAGGUGCCUUUGAGUGUUCACAUAUGUGAUUGAAAAGCAGGCCUAAAAUGUGGCAUAUUGUUUUUUUGUUAUGGAAUGAUAGAAGCCUGACACU
Polyodon spathula (Mississippi paddlefish) is the source of this 2345-nucleotide messenger RNA. RefSeq names its product chromobox protein homolog 3-like. The record is from RefSeq and is a predicted model, not a curated record. Gene Ontology annotation, molecular function: chromatin binding. Bases 303 to 857 code for a protein of 184 amino acids. Lineage: Eukaryota; Metazoa; Chordata; Actinopteri; Acipenseriformes; Polyodontidae. The transcript has 5 exons. Gene Ontology annotation, cellular component: pericentric heterochromatin; nucleus. Gene Ontology annotation, biological process: negative regulation of transcription by RNA polymerase II; chromatin organization.